Messenger RNA from Myotis davidii, 1676 nucleotides. It is a transcript of the gene GTSE1, whose product is annotated as G2 and S-phase expressed 1. The transcript is spliced from 9 exons. Gene Ontology annotation, cellular component: cytoplasmic microtubule; microtubule cytoskeleton. NCBI's taxonomy places the organism in Eukaryota, Metazoa, Chordata, Mammalia, Chiroptera, Vespertilionidae. Gene Ontology annotation, molecular function: microtubule binding. The record is from RefSeq and is a predicted model, not a curated record. Bases 1 to 1332 code for a protein of 443 amino acids.
AUGCAGCCCAUGUUCAACCGGCAGUUCGUACGCCUGGCAGUCCCUCAGAAAAAGGUGGCCAGCAGGUUGCCGCCGCCCCGGGCCUCGUCUGCCAGGGGAGGGAGCCUGCCCGUGGCCGCGGAGAAGCCUCCGAAAGAGAAGCCGGCCAGUCCUUCCCGGAUGAAAAUCCCACACGAGAAGGAACCCCACGGGGACAGGCCCCCCGACAAGGCCAGGGCUGCCUGGGAUGCCGCCACCCUGCCAGCCAGCAGGAGCCACUUGGUCCAGGGCAAGCGAUCGCUCCCUGCUCCAAACAAGCUGCGCGGCCCGGGCAGCGCCCGGCGGGGCUCCUUCCUGAUUUCCCAGACGAAGCCCCCGCCCACCCCGACGAGUCAGUUUAAAAUCCCCGCGUUUCCUCCGGGUGACAGCACGACGCCUAGGUUCUCUGGGGCACAGAGGCUGCAGUCCUGCACGUCGGCGGGGAGGGUGGCCCACAGCACUCCCGCACGGCGCCCCUCAGGGCCGGCCAGGACCCCCGCCAGCACCACACGCGCGUCCGGCCUGCCCACACCCGCCGGCCGUCGGCUCUCUGGCCUCCCAUUGGUGACCCCUAGCACCGUGCCCAGGACCCUGGCUUCUCCCCUGUGCGUGUCCACUCGGCAGCUGUCGUCUGAGCCCCGGAGGACGUCUGCAGGGAGAGCUGCGCCGGGGAACAGGGGCAGCCAGGCGGUGGCCCCAGGCGCCGACGUGUCCUCGGACGGGAGUCUUUCUCCGGCUGUGCCGCAGGCUCUCAGCUUUUCUCCCGAGAAGAACGAGGCCGCCGUUUCAGAAAGUGCUGCCGCAGAGCCCCAGCACCAAGCUGCGCCGGGGAACAGGGGCAGCCAGGCGGUGGCCCCAGGCGCCGACGUGUCCUCGGACGGGAGUCUUUCUCCGGCUGUGCCGCAGGCUCUCAGCUUUUCUCCCGAGAAGAACGAGGCCGCCGUUUCAGAAAGUGCUGCCGCAGACUGCAUCCCGGUGACGGGCGGAAGCGCGAGUGGUGCCUCAAUCCCUGUGCCCCUGCAGGCUGUCCUCGUGGACGUCCCGCUGGGCCAGCGCGUCACGCCAGGCACCGGGCGCCCCCUCGGCGAGCCCCCUCUCAUCGACCUGAGCCUCACCCCAGAGGCUCCCGUGGCUUCGGGACCUGGAAGUCGGCCUCUGCUUGACCUCCUGACGAACACCCCGGACACGGACAGGAAAGCCACGGCCAAGCCGCUCCCCGGGGUGGGACAGCUCAUAGACCUGUGCUCGCCGCUGAUCCAGCUGAGCCCCGAGGCCAACAAGGAGAACGUGGACUCGCCGCUCCUCCGGUUCUGAGGGCAGAGCCGCCUUCACCUCCAUCUCCCUGUGAGCACACCGUCCCCGCGUGGCUCCAGCCCCCAGACGUCCGUUUUAGGAGAAAUUAUAUUGGAAAAGUUUAAAAACCUCAGGGAAGUCCCUGGGGGUGGGGGCUAUGGGGCGGGGCGUUGGCCACCUGCGGUCACUGCCGCCACUCCCUGCGCGGUGCCCUCGGAAGUCCACAUGAACUUUAUGAAUCUUUUUUAUGUAAAAUAGCAAAUGACUAUUUUAAGAACUAAGUUUGUAUAAAAGUUAAGUAUUCUAGGUUUAAGUUAAAUUGUAAAAUAAGUGAAAAUAUAUUAAAGCAUAUCUUGGUUUCAAAU